CUCUGGGUCGGGGGGCAUUCCCGGAAGGCAGCGUGGUCCCGGGAGAAUGCGGGACGGCAAAGGCAUUCCGGGCGAAGGGCGGAAGCGGGCUCGCACCGGGGCCAGGCCCUUGCGGCUUGGAGGAGCGCGGAGGAGCGGGAUGUUGCAUGUUGUCUCCGUAAGGCAAGGCCGAGCAGUUUCCAGAUGGAUUGAGACUUGCUUCCGUUCUUAAGCUCUGCUUCCAGAAAGUCGGCUCGGCUGUAAUGAGUGAAGUGGGAGGAGCCAGAGGAAGGUGGCUCCGGGGAUGGAGAGGGCUCAGGACAUGGUUUGGAGGUGGUGCUGGGCGUGUGAGGGUGUUCAGGGUGACUGCCAUGGGUCUGGCAUGAGGAACUGGGAGGCUGGAGAUGCCAUCUGUCACACUGGACGACAGAGGAAGAGCCAGACGAGGUUGGAGGCGCCCGAGGGACGGCUGGGCUCCGCAGGCUGAGCUCCGUCCCGCUGAGAUAACGCGUUUGAGAGUCAUGGGCAUGUGCGUGGUGUUCCUCACUCUCUGCCUGGUGCUCAUCGAGGUGCCUGCAUGUUGGAGGGAGGGCUGAGGGCGGGAAGAGUCCCAGAGCUCUCCGUCCGCAUCCACAGGGCUUAGGCAAGCUCACAUCUUUGGCCGUGGCCAGCACAGCUGGCUGAGGAUGGAGCACAGGAGCACUGCCUCGUGUCUUCUCUGCUCAGAGCCUGGGUGUUCCUCCAGAUCCUGUCCACCAUGGCCAGGCGUCCUCGGAGCAGCAGAGCUUGGCACUUUGUCCUGAGCGCAGCCCACCGAGACGCAGAUGCCCGGGCUGUGGCUCUGGCGGGGACCACUAAUUGGGGCUACGACUCGGAUGGGCAGCACAGUGACUCCGAUUCCGACCCUGAGUCCCCCACCCUGCCACCGCCCAUCCCCAGCGCCGUGCCUGUGACUGGGGAGUCCUUCUGUGACUGUGACGGCCAGAGUGAGGCCUCCUUCUGCAGCAGCCUGCACACAGCGCACCGUGAUUUUGACUGGGUGUGGGAUGACCUGAAUAAGUCUUCGGCCACCCUGCUGAGCUGUGACAACCGAAAGGUCAACUUCCACAUGGAGUACAGCUGCGGCACAGCGGCCAUCAGGGGCACCAAGGAGCUGGGGGAGGGCCAGCACUUCUGGGAGAUCAAGAUGACCUCCCCGGUCUACGGCACCGACAUGAUGGUGGGCAUCGGCACGUCAGACGUGGAUCUGGACAAGUACCACCACACAUUCUGCAGCCUGCUCGGCAGAGACGAAGACAGCUGGGGUCUCUCGUACACGGGUCUCCUCCAUCACAAGGGCGAUAAGAUGAGCUUCUCGUCAAGGUUUGGCCAGGGCUCCAUCAUUGGCGUGCACCUGGACACCUGGCACGGGACGCUCACCUUCUUCAAGAACAGGAAGUGCAUAGGCGUGGCGGCCACCAAGCUGCAGAACAAGAAGUUCUACCCGAUGGUGUGCUCCACGGCGGCCAAAAGCAGCAUGAAGGUGAUCCGCUCGUGCGCCAGCAUGACCUCCCUGCAGUACCUGUGCUGCCACCGCCUGCGCCAGCUGCGGCCUGAUUCUGGGGACACGCUCGAGGGGCUGCCCCUGCCGCCCGGCCUCAAGCAGGUGCUGCGUCACAAGCUCGGCUGGGUCCUGAGCAUGAGCUGCGGCCGCCGCAAGCCCCCAGCACCAUCCCCCGUGGCCACCUGCGCAAGCGGCCCCGAGCCCCGGCCCCACCCACGGAAACGCUGCCGACGGACCUGACUGCUUGCCGGGGGACGCGGCCUUCCCUGGGCCUGGGGCCGCCUGCUCCACGCCCCUUCAGACAACUCCAGAGGGCAGACUCACACCCAGGGCAGUCUUGGCCAGUAUGGGCCCCUAUGGCCCCAGGAGCAUCAGCCUUUGGUGUCGUGCAGACAGGGCCAGCCCGGCUCUCCUGGACUGACUGGGCCGGAGGACAUGGGCAGAGGCAGCCCCCAUGCUCGCUCCCAGCCCAUUUGUGUCCUUCAGCUGCUCGUGCAUGUUGUCAGCUGCUGUCCCUCCUGUCCCAGGCCGAAAUGACCCUAAUAAACUUAGACUCUA
This is a messenger RNA of Neogale vison (American mink), 2080 nucleotides long. RefSeq names its product splA/ryanodine receptor domain and SOCS box containing 3 (gene SPSB3). Bases 737 to 1762 code for a protein of 341 amino acids. Gene Ontology annotation, cellular component: SCF ubiquitin ligase complex. The transcript has 6 exons. NCBI's taxonomy places the organism in Eukaryota, Metazoa, Chordata, Mammalia, Carnivora, Mustelidae. Gene Ontology annotation, biological process: proteasome-mediated ubiquitin-dependent protein catabolic process. The record is from RefSeq and is a predicted model, not a curated record. Gene Ontology annotation, molecular function: protein binding.